Messenger RNA from Caenorhabditis elegans, 941 nucleotides. The record is from the annotation of a RefSeq genome assembly. NCBI's taxonomy places the organism in Eukaryota, Metazoa, Nematoda, Chromadorea, Rhabditida, Rhabditidae.
AUGGAAGGCGAAUCAUUUUUCGCCGCAUUUCUGGUGUUCAUGUCUAGAUUUAGCCGUCAGUUUGUUAACUCAACCGUAUCUACUGAAGUCUACUUGGUCUGCAAUACCAUAUGGGAUUUUGAAGGAGUUUCAUGUCCCAUUAACACUUCAAGCGUACAUGGUUACCACCUUGCUUUGCAUGGUCGCUGUUUCAAUCAUCACCAUCUUCGAAAACCGUUACUUCCUUCUAUUCGCCGAACACACUUGGUGGCGGUUUGCUCGUCGACCAUUCCUUGCCAUCAACUACAUUCUCGCCAUUCUCUACCACGUCCCAACCGUGCUCGGCGCGCCGGAGCAAAACAGUGCCCGAGCUGCAACUUUCAAAGAAUUCCCCGAAUUUCGGCAGUUAGAUUCCCCGGAAAACCCGAUUUAUGUACUGGUUUUGAAUAACCCAUGGGUUUCGUAUAGACAGAUUGCAAUGGAAGUGACAGUUGUAACAGAGGGCUUGACUAUAGCUUUCCUGCUAAAAUAUAAAAUGAAAAACGGAGUGAAAGAGGUGAAAAUGUCGGAGACCACUGCAAGGUUGCAAAAAGCUUUUUUAAAAGCUUUAUAUAUUCAGGUCUUACUACCGUUCAUGGUGAUUCUGGUUCCAUCUAUAGUAUCCCUUUUUUCCGGAAUUUUAAAAAUCUCAACUCAAAGUGUUAAUAACCUGGUGUACAUUACGCUUUCCUGUCUACCAUUGUGAUGCUAUUAAUUCAAAAACCCUACUGAGAAUUUUGUUUAGUAUUGGUCGGAAAGUCAAAUCGGCGACAGAAAAUCACUGCCAUAUCGACAAUUAGUCGAAGAUCUGUUAAAACUGCUCAAGAAUUUGUGUUGACCAUUCAAAAACCGUACCGAGAAUUUUCCCUUGGAAUGAUCUGAAAGUCCUAUCGGCGACAGAAAGCGUCAUCCACCUCGACUUU